CUCUCUCUUUCUCUCCUCCCUCUCUCUCUCACCGUCUCGGCUGUUCACAUUCCCAGAUAGAAGUACCAAGAAAAUAACGGUUCAUUGAUUCAUCGCAUCGGACAGCAUGGCCUCUGGUGUCACAGUCAGUGAUGAAGUCAUUAAAGUCUUCAAUGAUAUGAAGGUCCGGAAAUCCUCGUCUUCAGAUGAGGUGAAAAAGCGCAAAAAGGCAGUGUUGUUCUGCCUUAGUGACGACAAGAAGAAGAUCAUCGUGGAGGAGGGCAGGCAGAUUUUAGUUGGAGACAUUGGAGACAGUGUUGACGAUCCCUACGCCUGCUUCGUGAAGCUCCUUCCUCUCAAUGACUGCAGAUACGGCUUAUAUGAUGCCACUUAUGAAACCAAAGAAUCCAAGAAAGAAGACUUGGUAUUUAUAUUUUGGGCCCCUGAAGGUGCGCCAUUAAAAAGCAAGAUGAUUUAUGCCAGCUCAAAAGAUGCCAUUAAGAAGAAGUUUACAGGUAUCAAACACGAAUGGCAGGUGAACGGUUUAGAUGACAUUCAGGACCGCUCGACUCUGGCAGAGAAGCUGGGAGGAAGUGUGGUGGUAUCGCUGGAGGGAAGACCAUUGUAGAGGGACCUGCCAUGUGCCAUCUGGAUUCCACACGCUUUCAUCUCAGCAGCUGUCUCUAUCGUUUCAUCCUGGAGGAAUAGGCCUAUAGUUUCUCUUUAUUUCUUUUACUUUUCUUUUGAUUUGUUUUUACGUUUAAACAUUGAGAUCUCAUUAGCAUACAGUCAGAAUUAUUAGCCCUACUGUAUAUUUUUCCCCCAAUUUCUGUUUAACGCAAAGAAGAUUUUUUUCAGCACAUUUCUAAACAUAAUAGUUUUAAUAAGUCAUUUCUAAUAACUGAUUUAUUUUAUCUGGCGUCACUACGUGGGGAAAAUGUAAUGUGGGUAUUUAAAUAGCCCAUUUAUCGUGUAAAAGGCCCAAAGGACUUCACAAUCAUGAGGGGGGGUCUCGUGUGUAGAUGUGUUGGCAGCCAAAGGACAACGGCUCCAGUGCGCUCUCUAAACACCAGCUAUAGGGGGAGUGGAGAGAUAGUGAUAGAGUCAAUUCAGUGGUUGGGAAUGAUUGGGAGGCCAUGAUGGAUAAAGGGCCGAGAGGGAAUUUGGGACACCGGGGUUACACCUGUACUCUUUACAAGAAGUGACAUGGGGUUUUUACUGACCACAGAGAGUCAGGACCCCCCAACACUCCCUCUCACUCUUCACAUUUUUACGCUAGAAUCCCCCCCCCCCCCCCCACCCCAAACUCACUUUUGUCAUUGAGAGCACACCCACCCCACACACCCUCGCUUUUCACUUUCGUUUACGACAACCCCUCGACCACCCCUCGUACGUGAGAAUCACCCCCACUUCCCCCGAUUCACUUUCGUCCGCGAGAACCCACACACCCCCGCUCUUCACUUUCAUCUGCAAUGACCCAAACCCCCCCCAAGACUAUUCACUUUCGUCCGCGACAACCCCCCCACCCCCACCACUCCCCCCUCGCUCUUCAUUUUCGUAUGUGAGAAUCACCUUCCCCCGAUUCACUUUCGUCCGCGAGAACCCACACACCCCCGCUCUUCACUUUCAUCUGCAAUGACCCAACCCCCCCCCCCCCCCCCCCAGACUAUUCACUUUCGUCCGCGACAAACCCCCACCCCCACCACUCCCCCCUCGCUCUUAACUUUCGUAUGUGAGAAUCACCUUCCCCCGAUUCACUUUCGUCCGCGAGAACCCACACACUCCCGCUCUUCACUUUCAUCUGCAAUGACCCAAACCCCCCCCCAAGACUAUUCACUUUCGUCCGCGACAAACCCCCACCACUCCCCCCUCGCUCUUAACUUUCGUAUGUGAGAAUCACCUUUCCCCGAUUCACUUUCGUCCGCGAGAACCCACACACUCCCGCUCUUCACUUUCAUCUGCAAUGACCCAAACCAACCCAAUAUCCAAACAAACCCCCCCCCCAAGACUAUUCAUUUUUGUCCGCGACAAGCCCCCCACCAUUCACCGCUCACUCUUCACGUUCAUACACUAGAAUUAACACCACUUUCGUCCGCGGGAAUCCACCCACCGCAAACCCCUUGCUUCACUUUUAUCCGCAACAACCCACCACCACCCCCAAGACUAUUCACUUUCGUGCACGACAAACCCCCCCACCAUUCCUCCUCGCUCUUCACUUUCGUACGUGAGAACACACACCCCCCAAAACCCACCCUAUUCACAUUUGUCCACGAGAACCCCUCCACCCCCCCUUUCAGUUUUGACCGCAAAGACCCACUACCCACACCCAAGACUAUUCACUUUCGUAUGCAAGAAUCUCCAACACCAACCCCCUCUUUCACUUUCGUCCGUGAGAACCCAUACACCCUCCUCUUCACAUUCGUCCACAAAAACCCACCACCACCCCUUCCCCAAAAAAACUACUUACUUUCAACCGCGACAAUCCCCCCACCACUCCUCCCUCAUUCUUCACUUUCGCACACAAGAACCCCCCACCCCUGCUCUUCACUUUCAUUCUCAACGACCCACCCCCAACUCCCCCUCCUCAUUUUCGUUAGCGUCACCAUCGAAAUGUUGUCAUAGGCCCCGUACCAGCUAGCGAUGCCCCUGAUAACUGUAUAUAAUAUUUGAUUAGAUAUUUACUAGUAUUCAGCUUAAAGUGACAUUUAAAGGCUUAACUAUGGUAAUUAGGCAAGUUAGGGUAAUUGGGCGAGUCAUUGUGUAGUGAUGGUUUGUUCUGUAGACAAUCGGUAAAAAAACUAAUAAUAUUGACCUUAAAAUGGGUUUUAAAAAAAGUUUAAUCCGGCCAAAAUAAAUGCAAUUAGAUUUUCUCCAGAAGAAAAAAUAUUAUAGGAAUUACUGUGAAAGUUUCCUUGCUCUGUUAAACAUCAUUUGGGAAAUAUUGGAAAAAAUUCACAAGGAGAGCAAAUAAUUCUGACUUCAACUGUAUGCAGAAAGUAAAUCUACCAAUUAGAUUGGUCGCUUUUGUACGUCCCCUGUCUCCCUCUGCGCGUUUUUUUGCCAAACUCAGAUGAUCACAUCUAUUAUAUGAUCAGCAGCAGCAGCUCAGUCUAUAUUUUAUGAUGUAUUUACAGAGAUAUUUUAUUAUGCUGUACGUUAAUGCCUCACAGCAGUGCAUUAACCAGAGACAAGCACUUUACAAGUCUGAAUCUAUUUAUUGAACUCUAAUCUGGCGAACACGUAAACUCUAUGCAGAUAAACAAAGCACUUUUACACUAGCAUUUGAAGGAGGACUUUGGGAUUUCUGUCAUACGUCAAUUUCGGGAUAGAAGUUACCACAGUUUUCAUUCCUGUUACGCAUAUGGACACAAACAGACGGGUUCGAACUCUGCCAUUGCAGCCUUUGAUUCAAACACACACCGCAGAUCGUCUGCUUGGAAAGUGUUUGUUUUAUUUAUUUUUUUGUUUUGUUUUUUGACACUACAUGACAGCGGAAAUACAUUAUUACAUGUAAAGAUGGCGGCCUGAUGUGAAGCAUUGUUUGUGAGAUCGAGGAAGGGGCCACUUUGAAAUAAAAUCCUGUGGCAGAAUUCUUGGAUGGGUUUUCUUGGCUCGGUUGACUGCUGUGGUCGUUUCAUCCGGGUGUCACUCCAGCGAUGUGAUAUGUCUGACAUGUGUUCGCUUUGCUCGUCAACAUGACCCUCAUUUGAUGGAGCUUCUCAAUUAAAGAUAUUUAUGUUUGCCA
This is a messenger RNA of Danio aesculapii, 3724 nucleotides long. RefSeq names its product cofilin 2 (muscle) (gene cfl2). Gene Ontology annotation, cellular component: cytoplasm; actin cortical patch; actin cytoskeleton. Lineage: Eukaryota; Metazoa; Chordata; Actinopteri; Cypriniformes; Danionidae. The transcript is spliced from 4 exons. Bases 107 to 607 code for a protein of 166 amino acids. The record is from RefSeq and is a predicted model, not a curated record. Gene Ontology annotation, molecular function: actin filament binding. Gene Ontology annotation, biological process: actin filament fragmentation; cell motility; actin filament severing.